Molecule: messenger RNA, 1053 nt
Organism: Chionomys nivalis (European snow vole)
Lineage: Eukaryota; Metazoa; Chordata; Mammalia; Rodentia; Cricetidae
Product: guanylate-binding protein 3-like
Exons: 1
Coding region: 1-1053 (350 amino acids)
Biological process (GO): defense response to Gram-positive bacterium; defense response to protozoan
Molecular function (GO): GTPase activity; GTP binding
Source: RefSeq, a predicted model, not a curated record
AUGGGUUUCGGGGAGGGAAAAUUUUCUAGUUGCCCUAAAUAUCACAUCUCCUUAGGACUGGGGACUCUAGUGGAGACGUAUGUGGAUACAAUAAACAGCGGGACAGUUCCUUGCUUGGAGAAUGCAGUGAAAACACUGGCCGAGCAUGAGAACUCUGUAGCUGUGCAGAGGGCAGUUGACCACUACAGCGAGCAGAUGGCCCAGAGCGUGAGGCUCCCUACAGACACUCUCCAGGAGCUGCUGGAUGUGCAUGCAGCCUGUGAGAAGGAAGCCAUCGCUGUCUUCAUGGAGCACUCCUUCUUGGAUGACCAGUGGGAGUUCCAGAAGAAGCUUGUGGCUACCGUAGAGAAAAGGAAGGAAGCAUUCAUACAGCAGAAUGAAGCAACAUCUCUCAGUUACUGCCAGGCCGAACUGGAGAGGCUUUCGGAGUCACUGAUGGAGGACAUCUCGUGUGGAGCUUUUUCUGUUCCUGGUGGGCACAGCCUCUACUUAGAAGUCAGGAAAAAGGUUGAGCAGGCCUACAAACAAGUGCCUAGGAAGGGAGUGAAGGCAAAUGAGGUGUUCCAGAACUUCCUGAAGUCACAGAUAACUAUAGAAGAUUCCAUCUUGCAGUCAGAUAAAGCUCUCGCUGAUGGGCAGAAAGCCAUGGCAGCUGAGCAGGCCAAGAAGGAGGCAGCUGAGAAGGAACUGGAGCUAAUGAGGCAGCAACAGACAGAGCGAGAGCAAGCAAAGGAGGCUCAAAUGAGAACUUUGUCAGAAAACAUGGCCCAGCUGCAGAAGAAGAUGGAAAGUGAAAGGGAGAACCUACUGAGAGAGCAGGAGAGGGUACUGGAUCACAAGAUCAAGGCUCUAAAAGAACUAAUUCUUGAUGGAGUUGAGGAGAAAUAUGAUGAUUUAAGAAGAGAAAUAAAGCUAAAAGAAGAAGAGAUUGAAGGCAUUAAACACAGCUCCAUUCAGAAUAUCCUUGAUAUUGCUAGCAAUAUAUUAACUGAAUCACUUCCUGUGUUAUUUAAUAUAGGGAUGCAGAUUCUCAGCUCCUAUGUCCUAGGUUAA